UUUAGCCUUGCGUCCGCCCUUGGUUCCACUGUCUAUUGUCUGCUAUAUUAGGCAACUUCCUUGCACCUGAUCACGCAUAAUUGAUCAUUGAAGUAUGCUUGAAGCCUUAAACAUUCUGCCCUUUGGAAAGUUAGUUGACUGCAUUUUUUUAUGGAUCCAUCAAGAAUUUCCCUCCGUCCCUUCAAGCUUUCUGAUGUUGAUGACUUCCUGAAAUGGGCUGGUGAUGAGAAAGUAACCCGUUAUAUGAGAAGGAAUCCCAUUACUUCUAGGGAAGAAGCAGCAGAGCAUAUUGCAAAGGUUGCCAUAGCCCAUCCAUGGCAUCGGUCUAUAUGCUUGGAUGAUCGUUCAAUUGGGUACAUUUCCGUCCGGCAAUUGUCAGGUGAUGAUAGAUGUAGAGGAAACAUGGGAUAUGCGAUAGCUGCAGAGUAUUGGGGACAAGGGAUAACCACAAUUGCAGUGAAGAUGGCUCUGUCUAGUGUGUUUCAAGAUUUUCCUGACUUGGUAAGGCUUGAGGUUUUUGUGCUGGAAGAGAACAAGGGAUCUCAAAGGGUAGUCGAGAAAGUAGGGUUUCUGAAAGAAGGUGUGUUGAGGAAAUAUUUAUAUUGUAAAGGUCAAGUUCGGGAUUUGAUUGUCUAUAGUUUUCUGUCAACCGAUAAGGUUUUGUAAUCCAUAAGUUCUAAACUAUAAUCUGUAAUUACAGUAUCUAAUCCAAUGAACAUGUGGUUAUGGUUUCCUUUUA
Hevea brasiliensis (rubber tree) is the source of this 739-nucleotide messenger RNA. RefSeq lists its product as uncharacterized. NCBI's taxonomy places the organism in Eukaryota, Viridiplantae, Streptophyta, Magnoliopsida, Malpighiales, Euphorbiaceae. The record is from RefSeq and is a predicted model, not a curated record. Gene Ontology annotation, molecular function: acyltransferase activity, transferring groups other than amino-acyl groups. The transcript has a single exon. The coding region runs from base 151 to 666 and encodes 171 amino acids.